This is a messenger RNA of Rhinichthys klamathensis goyatoka, 1002 nucleotides long. It is a transcript of the gene srd5a2a, whose product is annotated as steroid-5-alpha-reductase, alpha polypeptide 2a. Gene Ontology annotation, molecular function: 3-oxo-5-alpha-steroid 4-dehydrogenase activity. Gene Ontology annotation, cellular component: membrane. Lineage: Eukaryota; Metazoa; Chordata; Actinopteri; Cypriniformes; Leuciscidae. Gene Ontology annotation, biological process: steroid biosynthetic process. The coding region runs from base 8 to 811 and encodes 267 amino acids. The record is from RefSeq and is a predicted model, not a curated record. The transcript is spliced from 5 exons.
CAAACCCAUGAGAAGAGCACACUGUGCACUGGGGAACAUAACAGAAGAAGCAAUGAUUUGCCAGGAAAACACUCUUCACUAUUGCAGCUGGGGUUUUGUAGUCGGUGGAUUGCUUUACCUCCUGCGGCAAUUGACCACGCACACGCCGUACGGACGUUAUGUGGACACAAAAUCCCCAGGGGUGAUGGUCCCAGCCAGGGUGGGCUGGUUUAUUCAGGAACUUCCAUCAUUCUUUGUUCCUGUGCUCUUGUUUUUGACAACAGAAAGCUUGCCAGGGAUAGGAAGACAUUUACUGCUCUGGACCUUUUGCUUGCACUACUUUCAAAGGACCUUUGUGUUUUCCUUACUGACCAAAGGCAGGCCGUCUCCUCUCCACAUUGUGUUGAGUGCGGUCAUCUUCUGCUCUGUGAAUGGCUUUCUGCAGGGUCACUACAUGCUCCACUGCACUCAGUACCACACCGAAUGGCACAGAGACACACGCUUCAUAACUGGUGUGUUGAUGUUUUUCUCUGGAAUGGCCAUCAACAUCCACAGCGACUAUAUUUUACGAAACCUGAGGAAACCAGGAGAGCUCAGCUAUAAAAUCCCUAGAGGAGGAAUGUUUGAGUUGGUCUCCGGCGCAAACUUCUUCGGGGAGAUCGUUGAAUGGUGUGGUUACGCUGUGGCCAGCUGGUCCUUUCCUGCGUUCUCCUUCGCUCUGUUCACCGUCUGCUCCAUCGGGCCACGAGCCUACCAUCAUCACAGGUAUUACUUGGAGAAAUUUAAAGAUUACCCCAAAUCAAGAAAGGCUGUGAUCCCUUUUCUGCUGUAACAGUCAGCGGCCAUAAACAUUUUAUAAAGUGGAAAAACGACAAAGUUCUCAUGAAAACAAGUUUAAGCCAUGAUCUAGAUAAGAACCUCAUGUCCUGCUCACACACACAAACAUCACCCAAGGGGACAUUUCUGAAGGUUUGUAUUUAUUAUUUUUAAAUACACCAUUAAAAACCUAUGUUUAUAUCUGUA